Messenger RNA from Tupaia belangeri chinensis (Chinese tree shrew), 1951 nucleotides. It is a transcript of the gene GCA, whose product is annotated as grancalcin. The record is from RefSeq and is a predicted model, not a curated record. Gene Ontology annotation, molecular function: calcium ion binding. Bases 652 to 1266 code for a protein of 204 amino acids. Lineage: Eukaryota; Metazoa; Chordata; Mammalia; Scandentia; Tupaiidae. The transcript has 8 exons.
GUGGGUGCCAGGAAAGAGAGAGAGAAGAGGCCUUUGAUCAAGGGCAGCAAAGGAAACAGAAGAGGAGAGCGUAUUCUCUCUGGUAGGGAACUAAAGCAGCAGCAUUCUAGCAGAACUCCUGGGGGUACAUUGUCUUCUCAGCUAGGUCCUACCUUAACAAACCGACACUUAACCUGUGAAAAUACAGAAGGCAUGAAAGCCUGUGAUCCGGGACUUCCCAAUCUAGAAGUGAAGAGAAACUGGUGCAGAUCCUGAUUUGAAGAGGAAUUAGCCUCGGGUGGUGCAUGCAGGCAGGGUUAGCUCAACCAGACUGGAAAAUUGCAAGGGGCACGUGGGAAAAUGAAACUAAGAAGACAUUUUCCAGAGAUGUGGACCCCAGAACCCCAGAAGGAACUCACCUAUGCCCUUUCUGAAAUAAACCUGACCUCUUAGGAGUUCUUAAGAACUAACUUGUUUCUCUGAGAACUUGAGAGUAGGUAGGAAAAACUGAGUCAACAAUUACCUCUAUUGCCUCAUGCUCAGAUUGCUAGGAUUUCUAUAGCAUUGUCCAGGCCUGGUGACAGAGGCAGAAGAACUUUAACCACCAAUGAAGGAGGACGCCAGCACUGAAGGUUUCCUAUCUUCCAGCAUUUUGGAAAUUUUAGCAGUCAAAUGCCAGGAAUGCAGAUGCCAAUGGGGCAGCCAAUGCCAGGAACAGGUCCAAACAUGGUCCUUGGUGGAUACUCUGGAUACCCAGUUUAUUCAGACAAUUAUUCCUCACCCGAUGACUCCAUAUGGACUUACUUCACUGCUGUUGCCGGACAGGAUGGCGAAGUGGAUGCUGAAGAAAUUCAGAGAUGUUUGACACAGUCUGGAAUUAGUGGAACUUAUUCUCCUUUCAGUUUGGAAACCUGCAGAAUUAUGAUUGCUAUGUUGGAUAGAGAUUAUACAGGAAAAAUGGGAUUUAAUGAAUUCAAAGAGCUUUGGGCAGCUCUGAAUGCUUGGAAGCAAAACUUCAUGACUGUUGAUCAAGACCAAAGUGGUACAGUAGAGCAUCAUGAGUUGAACCAAGCCAUUGCUGCUAUGGGUUAUAGAUUGAGUCCUCAAACAUUAAGUGUUAUUGUUAAGCGUUAUAGCAAGAAUGGCAGAAUUUUCUUUGAUGAUUAUGUUGCUUGCUGUGUUAAACUUCGAGCAUUGACAGCUUUCUUCAGGAGAAGAGAUCACUUGCAACAAGGAUUUGUGAAUUUUAUGUAUGAUGAUUUUUUACAGGGUACUAUGGCAAUUUGAAUGUCUAGAAUUCCGAAGCUUAAGAAAUACUGUGAAUACUUUUGCUUGGAAGAAAUGAACUGAACUACUUUAAAUGAAAACUUUUGGGGCUUUUCCAUGUUCUUUCCUGCUAAAUCACUUUUCUUUUUGUUUUCACUUUAUAACACAAUUUAAGCAAAGAAAGAGAUUUUUUUUUUUCUUUUUGGAAUGUUACUUCCUUUGGAAAAGAUAACACUUUAUGCAUAUUUAUAUACUGUCAUUAAAUAUUGGUAUAUAAAUAAUUUAUGUAAAUACUUCUUAGCCUUUAUUUUAAACAAUAUAAAUCUAGAGGAAUACACUUAAAGAUAGAUUGUGUAUGAAGCCAAAUGACAAAAGCCAAGAUAAAACUAAUUUAUACUUACUAAAAAGUUAUAUUAUAUUUUUAAACUUUGUAGUUGUUAUUUAAGUGUUAGUUAGAAGGUAAUGCCUGGAUUAAUGCCUUCUUUGUAACAGGGUUUGUUCUUUGAUCAUGUAAUCAGAAAACAGAAACAGUAGUCGUGAUAAAGAAAAUUAUAGUUCCUAAAAACUGUUUCUAAGUCGAAUUUAUAGUGAAAUAAGACUCCUGGAGUCACUGCUUUUCCUUAUUUUUUUGCAUAGUAUAUUUUUCUUUAAUAUAUUUUAUCAUCUUCUGUGAAAAACAUUACCAAAUAAACAUCGUUUUUCUCUC